Messenger RNA from Vigna unguiculata (cowpea), 4871 nucleotides. Its product is annotated as putative phospholipid-transporting ATPase 9. Gene Ontology annotation, biological process: phospholipid translocation. The record is from RefSeq and is a predicted model, not a curated record. Gene Ontology annotation, cellular component: plasma membrane. Gene Ontology annotation, molecular function: ATPase-coupled intramembrane lipid carrier activity; ATP binding; magnesium ion binding. Lineage: Eukaryota; Viridiplantae; Streptophyta; Magnoliopsida; Fabales; Fabaceae.
AUUGGGUGUGAGUGAAAGAGACACUCAGUUACCACCAUUAUCAUAACACAAGCUUCACUCAUAGGUUUCCCGCGAAACAUAGAUAGAUGGAUAUAUAGCGAGAGAAGAAAUUGUUGUGCUUGUGCUUGGCGUUGUAUUUUUUUCUCGGAAAAGAAAAAGGGUUUUUUGACAUGGCACUGAGCUUUCUGGAAAAAUCUAAGCCAAUUUGAAUUGGUCACGCUGGGAAAGGGAAAUGCUUGUCUCUUUCGGAGUCCAAAUGCGAGAUCUAAUAAUUGAAGCCUCUGUUCAAAGUUUCUUCUUCUUCUUCUUCUCCAGAUAUCUUUUCAGAGAGCUUCAAAUCUGCAGAUUUUUUGUUAUUCCUUUUUCUUACCACUUCUCCGUUCCUCCCCAAUAAAUUCUGGUCUCUUAGGUUCACUGGGGUGUUUCCUUUUCUGUGUUUUCUUUGUAGACUUCACAUUGGUUGUCACAGAUUGCAGGCCCAGUUCUGUUGUGGGUUGUGUCUAUCGCUUGGUUUUGUCUCAACUCGUGUCACCAUUUUCUUCAUUACUUUCUAAGCCACUCUAGCUGUCCCUUUUUUUCCCCUUAAUUUCUCUCUCUCUCAAUUAUUAGUUUUAUUUUAUUAUUUUGCUUGGUUUCUUUUUUGUUCAUUGCUUAUUAAAUUACUGGGAUUUUGAGCUUCUUCUGGAGGGAACCUUUCUGGGGUUCAGUAUCUGUUUCUUGGGUUAUUUGUUAUUUAAUUGUACUGGGUACUUGUGCUGAUGAGUUACUACCUUGUUUUGGUUUGCGGGGUAUUUGUGCAGUUGUUAAUGGUGUUAGUUUCUGAAGAUGCUCUGCGUUUAGGAUUAUUCUGCUCUUCAACUUGAGCACCCUAGCAAGUGUUUUAUGGGAUAAAGGAUAAACAAUGAGUGGUGGCAGGAAGAAGAAGCUGCGUUUAAGCAAGAUCUACUCAUUCGCCUGCUGCAAGGCAUCUUUCAAGGGAGAUGAUUUACAGAUUGGAGGAAAAGGUUAUUCCAGGGUGGUGUUCUGCAAUGAGCCAGAUAUCUUUGAGGAUGGUGUUAAGAAUUUUGCAGAUAAUUCUGUCAGAUCUACAAAAUAUACUCUUGCAACUUUCUUUCCCAAAUCUUUGUUUGAGCAGUUUAGGAGGGUGGCAAACUUCUAUUUUUUGGUCACUGGCACCUUGGCCUUCACAAAACUUGCUCCAUAUACUGCUGUCAGUGCUAUCCUUCCACUGAUUAUUGUUAUUGGGGCUACUAUGGUGAAAGAAGGUAUCGAAGACUGGCGCAGGAAAACACAGGAUAUAGAGGUGAACAAUAGAAGAGUUAAAGUUCAUAAAGUUGGUGGUAUUUUUGAAUAUACUGCAUGGAAGAAUCUGAGGGUGGGGAAUAUAGUGAAGGUAGAGAAGGAUGAGUUCUUCCCAGCUGACCUGCUGUUACUUUCAUCCAGUUACGAGGAUGCUGUUUGCUAUGUUGAGACCAUGAACUUAGAUGGGGAGACAAAUUUAAAGUUAAAACAAGGGUUAGAGGUAACAUCUUCUUUACAGGAGGAUCUUAACAUCCAAAAAUUUAAAGCUACAGUGAAAUGUGAAGACCCCAAUGCAAAUCUGUAUUCAUUUGUUGGAAGCAUGGAGUUUGAAGGGAAAAAUUAUGCUCUCUCUCCUCAGCAACUUCUUCUCCGUGACUCUAAACUUCGUAAUACAGACUACAUUUUUGGAGCUGUCAUUUUCACUGGUCAUGACACUAAGGUUAUUCAAAAUUCUACGGACCCACCUUCAAAAAGAAGCAGAAUAGAGAAGAAGAUGGACAAAGUGAUCUAUUUCUUGUUUUGUAUUUUGUUUCUAAUGGCAUUUGUUGGAUCUUUUUUCUUUGGCAUUGCAACUAAAGAUGACUUCCAAAAUGGGUUGAUGAAAAGAUGGUACUUAAGACCAGACGAUUCUACUGUUUUCUUUGACCCAAAAAGACCAGCUGCUGCUGCUUUAUUUCAUUGUUUGACAGCCUUAAUGUUGUAUGGGUUCUUUAUUCCCAUCUCCUUGUAUGUGUCAAUAGAAAUGGUCAAAGUUCUUCAGAGUGUUUUCAUCAAUCAAGAUAUUCAUAUGUACUACAAGGAAGCAGACAAACCAGCCCGAGCUCGUACUUCAAACUUGAAUGAAGAGCUUGGGCAGGUUGAUACAAUACUUUCUGACAAGACUGGAACUCUGACCUGCAACUCAAUGGAGUUCAUCAAAUGUUCUAUUGCCGGGGUAGCAUAUGGCUGUGGUGCUACAGAGGUUGAGAAGGUCAUGGGUCGAAGAAAAGGUUCACCACCAAUUCGUGAGCAUGAUAUUGAAUCUGAAGCACAUAACAUUAGGGGUUCGCUAGAUAAAAAAACACUUAUCAAAGGUUUUAACUUUGAUGACGAAAGAAUAAGAGAUGGACAUUGGGUUAAUGAGCCUCAUGCAGAUGUUAUCCAGAAGUUUUUUCGAGUGUUGGCAGUCUGUCAUACGGCCAUACCAGAAGUGAAUGAAGACACCGGGAAUGUUUCAUAUGAGGCUGAAUCCCCAGAUGAAGCCGCAUUUCUGAUUGCAGCAAGAGAACUUGGUUUUGAAUUCUACAGAAGGGGUCAGACUAGUUUAUCGACAUUUGAGUUGGAUCCAGUUUCUGGCAAUAAAGUUGAAAGGAAAUACAAGCUUCUCAAUGUUUUAGAAUUCAAUAGCUCAAGGAAGCGAAUGUCAGUGAUAGUGGAAGAUGAAGCAGGGAAAAUUUUGCUUCUCUGCAAAGGCGCAGACAGCAUAAUGUUUGAAAGACUUGCCAAGAAUGGGAGGGAGUUUGAAGAGAAAACCAUGGAGCAUGUGCAUGAAUAUGCUGAUGCAGGUCUGAGAACCCUUAUACUGGCCUAUCGUGAGCUUGGUGCGGAAGAAUACAAGGAAUUUAAUAAUAAAUUCUCCAAGGCCAAGAAUUUAGUCAGUGCUGAUCAGGAGAGACUGAUUGAGGAAGUAGCAGAUAAGAUUGAGAAGAACCUGAUCCUUCUUGGUGCCACUGCUGUGGAGGACAAGCUCCAAGAUGGGGUUCCUGAUUGCAUUGACAAGCUUGCACAAGCAGGAAUUAAAAUUUGGGUUUUGACUGGGGAUAAAAUGGAGACUGCAAUCAACAUUGGUUUUGCUUGCAGUUUGCUUAGACAAGGGAUGAAGCAGAUUAUAAUUCAUUUGGAUAGUCCAGAAAUUCAAGCACUAGAGAAAGAUGGGGACAAGAUGGCCAUUACCAAGGCAUCAAGGCAAAGUGUGCUCUUUCAGAUAUCUGAAGGUGCUGCACAACUCGGUGCUUACAGAGGGAGCUCUCAGAAGGCAUUUGCUCUGGUUAUUGAUGGAAAAUCACUUGUUUAUGCACUAGAAGACAAUAUAAAGCACAUGUUUCUGGAACUAGCGAUGCAUUGUGCAUCUGUUAUUUGUUGUCGCUCAUCCCCAAAGCAGAAGGCACUGGUCACUAGAUUGGUCAAAUCUGGAACUGGGAAAACAACCUUAGCCAUUGGGGAUGGAGCUAACGAUGUGGGAAUGCUUCAAGAAGCAGAUAUAGGGGUUGGUAUAAGUGGUGUUGAAGGAAUGCAGGCAGUUAUGUCUAGUGAUAUUGCAAUUGCACAAUUCCGGUAUUUGGAACGGUUACUUCUGGUUCACGGACAUUGGUGUUACAGAAGGAUCUCGUCUAUGAUAUGCUACUUUUUCUACAAGAAUAUCACAUUUGGUUUCACUCUAUUCUUGUAUGAAGUGUAUGCAUCAUUCUCUGGACAACCAGCAUACAAUGACUGGUUUUUGUCUCUCUAUAAUGUCUUCUUUUCUUCACUUCCUGUGGUUGCACUUGGGGUGUUUGACCAGGAUGUAUCCGCUCGGUACUGCCUGAAGUUUCCUUUGUUAUAUCAAGAAGGAGUGCAGAAUGUUCUGUUCAGCUGGCGUAGAAUACUCAGCUGGAUGCUUAAUGGAUUUAUCAGUGCCUUAAUAAUUUUCUUCUUCUGCACAAAAGCGAUGGAGCUCCAGGCCUUCGAUGCAGAGGGGAGAACUGCUGGAAAGGAUAUACUGGGAGUAACAAUGUACACCUGUGUAGUUUGGGUUGUAAACUUGCAAAUGGCACUGGCCAUAAGUUACUUCACCAUGAUCCAACAUUUUUUCAUCUGGGGUUCCAUUCUUUACUGGUAUAUUUUUCUCAUGGUAUAUGGAGCAAUGCCCCCACACUUUACAACAAAUGCUUACAAAGUCUUCGUUGAAGCUCUUGCUCCUUCCCCUUCCUAUUGGCUUGUGACAUUCUUUGUGGUGAUCUCAACCCUUAUACCAUACUUCUCUUAUGCCGCAAUUCAGAUGCGGUUCUUUCCCAUGUACCAUGAACUAGUACAAUGGAUAAGGCAUGAAGGGAAGAUUAAGGAUCCUGAGUUUUGUGAUAUGGUGCGGCAGAGAUCAUUGCGGCCAACAACCGUGGGUUCAACAGCACGCUUAGCUGCUAAGACUCACCACGUAAGAGACAGAAAUGUUAAACGGUAGAUAACAUAUUUUGACAAAUUAACCAUGAAAGCAUUUAGUUAGUUUCUGUACAGCUUCCUACAAAUAUGCAUCUUUUUUUUUGUCUUUGCCUGGGUCAUGUAAUUGCUUGGUGGCUGGCUCCUCUGAACCAGAAGGACCAGUAUGGUGCAAGGACCAGUAUUUGUGACGGAGGAUGGAAAGAAAAAUAAAAUUGUAUAUCUGUUUCGGCCAUUUUUGUGCUGCAAACAAUUCAUUUAUCCACUUGUAUCAUAGUAGUUACUGUACAGAGACAGACCAAUUCUUUGUAAGAUUGGAUUAGAGCUGCUUGCUGUUGUAGAAAACAAAGUUAUCCUAUUACUGAGAAGAUUUUUUUGUGUGAAGCAAUCUUAAAAAA